This is a messenger RNA of Eleginops maclovinus (Patagonian blennie), 1459 nucleotides long. RefSeq names its product endonuclease domain-containing 1 protein. The record is from RefSeq and is a predicted model, not a curated record. Gene Ontology annotation, molecular function: hydrolase activity; metal ion binding; nucleic acid binding. NCBI's taxonomy places the organism in Eukaryota, Metazoa, Chordata, Actinopteri, Perciformes, Eleginopidae. The transcript has 2 exons. Bases 141 to 1046 code for a protein of 301 amino acids.
GCUGGAAGGGAGAUGUUGACGUAGUUUUGAGAGCGGCUGUACUUGUCAGACAGAAGUGGAUUAACAGUUGAGAAAGAGACAUACGAUCAGACAUAGAGAAGUUGAGUGUGUGAGACUGAGGGAAAAAGAGAGCUUCCGUGAUGACACCUACAUCAGAAAAGCGUGCCUUACCUCUCGCAGCUGUCUUGGCCGUGCUGACUUGUUUGUGGUUCCCGGGGACCCAGGCAGGAGUGGUGGGGGACUUCAACCAUGUGGAGCGCUGCAAGGACUCUCUCUACAUGGGCACUCCACCCAGAGGCUACCUCAGCACCUCCUAUACGAAGAUCUGCCAGAGGUACGAGGACAAACCCCGCUUUGUCACCCUGUACGAUACCAUAAGACACAUUCCUAUUUAUUCUGCCUAUACAUUCAAAAAGUCCGAUGGGGAGAAGAAGGUGGACUUCCCGUGGAUGUUUGAGCCCCAGCUGGCCUCAGAAAAGAGCAGCAGUAACAUGGAGCCCUUCCCUCAAUCUACAAGCAUGCACAUGAACUUCGAGGACACACAGGCAGUGCUGGAGGACUACGCUGAUGUGGUUCAGUACGAACGCGGCCAGCUGAAUCCUGACGAGCAUCAGGCUGACCCCCUGGACAAAGCAUCCACCUACAGCUUGACGAAUGUGGUGCCCCAGAUCAGGGAGUUCAACAUCGGUCCCUGGGCGGAACACCAGGACCUCAUGCGCAAACGUCUCAACAACUACUGCCGCGGCAAAGCCUACGUGGUCACCGGGGUCACCACCUCCGGGCACACGAUCCGUCGCAACAACCUGGACCGGGUGGCUGUACCGGAGUACAUGUGGUCAGCCUACUGCUGCACCGAGUUUGACCAAAAUGCACCGUACUUUGUGCGCUACAAGUUCCCCGUGUUUGCAGCUUACGGGCUGAACGACCGUGUCAACAACCAUAUGGUGGAAGUUCCUCUGAAGAACCUGGAGAAGUUUCUCAAGGGGAGGAUGGAUGUGGAUAAGAACUUCCAGAUUUUCUACAGUGACUGUGUGUCAGAUAUCUAAUGUAAUAUGGGAGUCAAAUGUGGUAAAACAUUUCACUGUGGGGAGGUUUUGGAUUCGAGAAGCUUAAAAUAUGCCUGAAACUAAGGUGUUGUAAAAUCAUGUCCUAUAUUGUAAGCACUAAAUUGGGGAAUUGGAGUGAACAAGGAGUGCUAAUGUCCACAUUAAAAUAUUAUUUUCCCCAACAAUUAUAUUCUCUUUUCAUCUAUUGGUUGUUAGAUCUCAAGAAGUAUUGUAUAUCACAAUAUCCUGGAAACUAAAUGUGACAUUUGAAAAUGAUGUUUAUUGUUAGACUUACACAUCAAUAAUAAAGACAUUACAAUAAAACACAAAAGAAAGCUGUAACUCUUCAGCAUAUUUGGUUAAAAAAUUACAAAGAAUUGACUGUCGCAAAUCGAAUAAAAAAUAUAUAUAUA